AUGGCGACGCCUGACUUUGGUCGGCUACCCGAAUUCAGCGGCAGCUCCGGCUCCUGGAGAUCCUGGUAUGGGAGGCUACAGUUCUUCUUCGAGGCUAACGACAUUACGGACGCUUCCAAGAAACGUGCUCAUCUGCUAACGUUAUGCGGGGAACAGACUUACGACGUCGUCUGCGCCCUCGUUCAACCCAAGCAGCCCAACCAAGUGAGCUACGAUGACAUAGUCGAGAUGCUCAAGGCGCACUUUGAUCCACAGCCGUCGGAGGUCUUCUGCAGGGCACGCUUCCAACGUCGUGACCAACGGCAUGACGAAACGGUCAGUGAUUACGUAACAGCGCUCAAGAAGCUAGCAGCAGAUUGCAAUUUUGGAACAAGCGUAGACGCUGCGGCGAAUCCAACCAUGCUGCCUCUUGAUGUAAUGCUGCGUGAUCGUUUCGUUUGCGGUCUUCGGAACGAGCAGGUCCAGCAACGGCUGUUCGCAGAAAAGGACUUGACUUUCAAGAGAGCCUUUGACAUUGCACUGCGAGCUGAAAACGCCGUCGAAGACCAGAAAAACGUGAAAACGGAAUUCAAAGAGAUUCACGAAGCCUGCACAAGUAUCUGCAAGACAGAAAAUCAACGUCACUCGAGUGCCUCUGCCCAAAGGAAGAAACAACACUGUUGGCGUUGUGACGCGCAGCAUAGUCCGGACACUUGCAAGUUUCAGACAGCUUCCUGCAACUACUGCAAGAAACGCGGACACAUUGAAAAGGCCUGCCUGAAAAAGCGGAAAGAGGCAAGAACAAACAAGAACAACAACAUCGAAUAUCCCCGACAAGGAACUUCGACAGUGGCCUCAGCACCAGUCACGACUCCAAAGGAUUCACCAGACGCGGCACUUUACGAGCUCAACACCUUAAUCGACGCGUCCAGCGCGCAGAAGGUCAUGACUCAACUACGCAUACAUGGCAAGACCUUGGAGUUCGAAGUCGACUCGGGUGCAGCCUGCACACUCAUCAGUGAGGCCACGUUCAAAGCCACGUGGACAGAUGACCCACCACGGCUUCAGACGGACAACAUUCUCCUACGCACAUGGUUGGGCCAGUCCCUCCGAGUUCUCGGAUGUGCAACGGUGGAUGUAGCGCACAAGAACAGGAAUUUCACAUUACCGCUUGUUGUCAUCAAAGGAGCAGGUUGUAACCUCCUCGGACGAAACUGGUUUCCUCAUCUGGGUAUACAGAUCACGGGCAUCAAUGACGUAUCAGACGACAAACUUAUUUCGAAGCUUCUAGACAAGUACCAGUCUGUGUUCGACGAGGACAUCUCAGGACACGUCGGUCCUGCGGUACAACUUGAACUCGUGGAAGCAGCGAAACCAAAGUUCCUAAAAUCAUGA
Messenger RNA from Rhipicephalus sanguineus (brown dog tick), 1374 nucleotides. RefSeq lists its product as uncharacterized. Gene Ontology annotation, biological process: proteolysis. The record is from RefSeq and is a predicted model, not a curated record. NCBI's taxonomy places the organism in Eukaryota, Metazoa, Arthropoda, Arachnida, Ixodida, Ixodidae. The coding region runs from base 1 to 1374 and encodes 457 amino acids. The transcript has a single exon. Gene Ontology annotation, molecular function: aspartic-type endopeptidase activity.